UAAGAAAUUUUUUUGCCGCAAGCCUCUACGAUGGAUAGGCUCCCAGCACCUCGCAUUCUUUGUUGGCCACCCUGUACAGCGAGAGCGAAAAUAGUGAGAAAAGUGAAUGUUUUCAAUAAAAAGUGAGUAAAACUGAGAUGGAUCGAAAAAAGUGGGAAAAAGUGGGUCGCAGGCAUCCCUGUGUAUGGCCAGCUUUAGCUAAGUGCCAAAUUGGGAAUCAAGAUAAAAGUUCGGCUCUUCAUGUUUGCUGUGUGAGUUGUCACGUAAAUUUAGUGCAGUGGAUGUAUCGCAAGAAAAAUUCUAUGCCGUUUGCUGUUCCUAUGGUGUGGAAAGAACCUACUGACCAUGAAAAUUUGGGUGCAGUAAGUGACGAACAAGGAGAGAGGUUUCACCAGGACAUCAGGACGAUGGAAACAAGAUACCAGGGACGCUGAAACUCAUCUAUCAUGGGCGACUACUGUUGAUUUUUAACAAGGGAUGAUGCUACAGAACAUAAAAGGAAAAAGUAAACGUUUUUGUCGCUGUAUCAGAUAUAUUGUGCCAUAUAUUUUGUAUUCACAUAACAACCAAUCCUCAGUAAUGUUUUUGCAUAGAUCCCACAUGUUUC
Molecule: messenger RNA, 607 nt
Organism: Acanthoscelides obtectus
Lineage: Eukaryota; Metazoa; Arthropoda; Insecta; Coleoptera; Chrysomelidae
Source: the annotation of a GenBank genome assembly